Molecule: messenger RNA, 1545 nt
Organism: Penicillium longicatenatum
Lineage: Eukaryota; Fungi; Ascomycota; Eurotiomycetes; Eurotiales; Aspergillaceae
Exons: 3
Coding region: 1-1545 (514 amino acids)
Biological process (GO): protein phosphorylation
Molecular function (GO): ATP binding; protein kinase activity
Source: RefSeq, a predicted model, not a curated record
AUGGAUCCAGCAUCAUUAACGCUGGCAGUCUUCGGAACGCUCGAUCUUUGUCUCAGGUACGGUCAAGAGCUUAUAUAUUUUUGUCGCGAGCAACGCCGAUUAGAACGCGAUCUGGAGGACAUCGCACUAAAUGUUGAGGGUAUUUGGAUCAAAACCGAAGUCCAACUCGACUCAUUGAAACGCUUGUGGGAUUCAGGCUCUCUAGCGCCCACUUUGCAGGUUCAUUAUGCCGACGCAGUUCAGCGACUGCGAAUCAAAAUAUCGACCGCUGCCAGUGAUUUCACGACAAUCUACCCGCGCAGUAUCGCUGCGACAACCCUUACCCAGAAGGCGAAGGUCGUAUAUUUGAAAAGACGCCUGCAGGAGGUCGUGAAAGAUCUGGAGGAUUGGCAACGUCGCUUUGAUCCCUCAUGGUAUCUUAUCACUCGGAUCGCUGAAUCCAAGGUGGAUCGCGAACUAGAGAGCCAGACAAUUACCAAAAGCCAUGAUUCCUCCGCUUCGAGGCUAGCCGAAAUCAGAAAUGCCAUAAAGCAGUCCUCGUCACAUCAAAAUGAAGCCUCAAGUUCCGUCUUUGUCAAUCCUGACAUGAUAGAAGCAGAUGCUGAGAGAAUUUCGGGGACAAGUACUUAUCUAUCGUGGUACAAAACCAACGGUCGGCGAAUUCUGCUAGACAGCACAAAUUUUGCGGGAACAAAUUCUUCGGCAAGGAGAGUUCAUGUCCGAGAUCUAGCACGACUCUUGCUUAACGUGGAUCCGAUGUCAUUUGGUCUCCUCAGAUGCGAAGGUGUGCUAGAGAGACACACAAACCAAGAUACCCAGUUCCAGUUCAUCUUCGAGAUACCCAAAGGUCUAGAUUCACCAAAAACCCUACGAACUCUCCUAAUAGAGAAACAAGAGUGUUCAUUAAGCCAUCGCGUUCAACUUGCCAAGCAGCUAGCUCGAUCGGUGAUGUUCGUUCACACAAGCGGAUUCGUACACAAAGGUAUCCGACCCGAGACCCUCAUCAUCUUCUCCCAGGAGAAAGAGGACAUGGGCCCCUCAUUUCUGAUCGGAUUCGAACAAAUCCGACGCGCUGAAGCUCAAACUAGUUUUCUGGGCGACUUGAAAUGGGAAAGGAAUCUUUAUCGUCAUCCCGUUCGACAGGGAUUAUGGUCCGAAGAAGCUUUCACGAUGCAGCAUGACAUAUAUAGUCUUGGCGUGUGCCUCCUUGAAAUUGCCCUUUGGCGCUCUUUUGUGUGUCUGGAGGGUGAUUCUAUCACGCCCUGGUCGGAGCUGGAUAUUGAUUCGGCUAUUCUUGAUAAGGAUGCCAAGAGAGGGGGUUUCGCUAUCAAGAGGCGGCUUACUGCAUUGACCAAAGCACGAUUACCCAGUUUGGUUGGAGAUCGAUAUACUAAUCUGGUCCUUGUUUGUUUAUGCUGCCUUGAUAGCGGUGACGAUAAUAUCUUCAACAUGCAAGGUCUUGACAUCAAAGAUGAAGAUGGUAUUAUCAUAGGUGUUCGAUAUAUUGAAAAUAUACUCCUGAAGAUCGAGGAAUUACUGGUUUGA